CCAAUUACAAAACCUUAAAUCAAAACUCAACGACCAACAAACCUACUAUAAACAUUUUCUUCGUAAACUCCGCCUCCUUCCAACUUCACGCCCUCAAACUCUCGCCGGAAAACGCAAAUUCACCGGCGAGAAUGUCUCAAUCCGCAGCAUUUUCCCUAGUCACACCCACAAGGAUUUCAUCUUUCAAAACUCAUCUCAUUAAACCCACAAUCAUCACCCCUUUUCGCCCAUCAAUCCAAUCAAUCCGCUCUGAACCCAAAUCAUCAAACGAUAUCCCUAUUUCCGUUUCCGGAGCUCCGAUUGUAUCUCCGGUGAUCCUAGAUUCUCCUCCUUCUUCUUCUCCUUUAGAAGUUGACCGUGUGAGUUCUUUAGAGUUGAAGGAGAAUGGGUUUCGUAGCACUCGUAGGACCAAGUUUGUUUGCACGAUUGGUCCGUGUACGAGUGAUUUUGACACAAUUGAAGCUCUUGCUUUAGGUGGGAUGAAUGUUGCUAGGCUUAAUAUGUGUCAUAAUACUAGGGAAUGGCAUAAAGAAGUGAUUGAACAUGUUAGGAGAUUGAAUGAAGACAAGGGUUUUGCUGUUGCUGUUAUGAUGGAUACUCAAGGUAGUGAGAUUCAUAUGGGAGAUCUUGCUGGUUCUUCUUCUGUUAAAGCUGAGGAUGGUGAGGUAUGGACCUUUAGCAUCCGAUCGUUCGAUGAAAGUCAACCAGAGCACACCAUCAGUGUGAGCUACGAUGGUUUCACCGAAGAUGUUGAAGUGGGUGACGAACUUCUUGUGGAUGGCGGUAUGGUCCGGUUUGAGGUUGUUGAGAAAAUUGGCCCUGAUGUGAAAUGCUUGUGUACCGAUUCUGGUUUAUUGCUCCCUCGUGCAAAUCUUGCGUUAUGGAGGAAGGGAAGACUGGUUCAACAGCGUAACAGUAUGCUCCCUACGAUCACCUCUAAGGAUUGGCUGGACAUUGAUUUUGCCAUUGCGGAAGGUGUGGACUUCAUCGCAUUAUCUUUUGUACGCACAGCUGAUACGAUCAGCCAUCUCAAGAGCUAUAUUGCUGCACGAUCUCCUAACAGGGAGAUUUCUGUGAUUGCAAAAAUAGAGAGUGUCGACUCCCUAAAGAACUUAGAAGAGAUCAUACGAGCUUCCGAUGGAGCUAUGGUUGCUAGAGGAGACAUGGGCUCACAGAUACCUCUGGAGCAGGUUCCAUUUGCUCAGCAGAGAAUUGUUGAGCUUUGCAGGGAGCUCAAUAAGCCCGUAAUUGUCGCUUCCCAGCUUCUUGAAUCCAUGAUCGAGUAUCCUAUACCUACUAGAGCUGAGGUUGCUGAUGUUUCUGAAGCUGUUAGGCAGCAAGCUGAUGCUUUGAUGCUAUCUGGUGAAUCGGCGAUGGGUCAAUACCCCGAUAAGGCAUUAGCUGUUCUUAGAAGUGUGAGUUUGAGAAUCGAGAAGUGGUGCAGAGAGGACAAGCACAAUGAAGAUUUGGAACUAGCAAGUAUAUCAAGCUCCUUUUCGGAUGUCAUAAAGGAGGAAAUCUGCUUUUCUGCUGCAAACAUAGCGAGCAAACUGCGAGCAGACGCAUUAUUUGUUUUCACGACUGACGGGCACAUGGCAUCUCUCCUCUCACGCUGGCGACCAGAUUGCCCCAUAUUUGCUUUUACCCCGGAUACCUCUGUGAGGAAGCAAUUGAAUCUGCGAUGGGGGUUGAUCCCUUUCCGAUUGAACUUUUCGGAAGACAUGGACAGUAAUUUGGGCAGAACUCUAGCGUUGUUGAAGAUAAGGGGCAUGGUUAAGUCUGGAGACCGUAUUGUUGCUGUUUCUGAUAUGUUGCAAUCUAUCCAGGUACGGACUGUUUGAGUGUGGAUUAGUACUCUUUUACAAGUUCAAAUAUUCGGGGAUUGUUAGUACUCUUUUACGAGUUCAAAUAUUCGGGGAUUGUUAUGUACUUCUAGUGUGAGAAAUUUGUUUAUAAUUCGUCAUUCCCUGUGAUUGUUAAAGUUAUCAUCAGGAAGGAUGUAUUGUAUUCUUAGGCUUACUCUUAGAUAUACUAGUGUUCUUAUCUCGUCUUUGCUUUAUUGUGUAAUUACGAUCAUAAUGAGUUUUAAUGUCGUCUAAAUAAUCUAAUGAUGUAUUACGUAAUAUUAUGAAAUCGAUUGUUAUUUAUCGACCUUUAAA
This is a messenger RNA of Amaranthus tricolor (Joseph's coat), 2159 nucleotides long. RefSeq names its product pyruvate kinase isozyme A, chloroplastic-like. Lineage: Eukaryota; Viridiplantae; Streptophyta; Magnoliopsida; Caryophyllales; Amaranthaceae. The transcript has 6 exons. Gene Ontology annotation, molecular function: potassium ion binding; pyruvate kinase activity; magnesium ion binding. The record is from RefSeq and is a predicted model, not a curated record. Gene Ontology annotation, biological process: glycolytic process. Gene Ontology annotation, cellular component: chloroplast stroma; cytoplasm. The coding region runs from base 132 to 1841 and encodes 569 amino acids.